CUCAUGUACACAACAAGUGACAUCUUAGGACUGUUUUCAGUUUGUACUAACAGGAUCCUUUAUUCAGACGCAAUUAAAUCAAAGUUUGACCAAGAGAAGCAGCUGAGCGCACAAAAAUGGAGAGGAAGCGAGUUGUGUCAGGUGCGUCCCCGACAGGGAGUCUGGUGAGCGGGUGGUCCUUCCCCUGUCAGCCCGCACAGGUGCUGGUGGUAGAGGCCCUGCCACCCUGGUGGUCCUCCACCAGCAGGGUGCUCUGUGAGGCUCUAGAGAAUGUGCUGUCCCUGGCCUCCAGUCUGGACGGGCCCACAAGAAUCCCCCUGCUCACUGUGUACGCCAUCAGCCAUCAGCAGGAGUGUCUGCUGCCCUUUGUGCCUGUGCGUGGUAACCUGCUCCGGCUGCACUCGUGUGUGGAGGAGCUCCGGUCUCUCUCGGGGGAGGGCUGUGUACGUGGAGCCCACACAGGAGCACUGCUCAUGGGACAGGCUGUGCUGGACAGUCUGCAGCAGUACAAGCAGUACCAGAGACACACCAGCACCACCAGCGGUACCCAGGCAGCCCAGAACAACUGCUCUGUGGAGGUUACCGUGGUGACCAGUCAUCCCGGCCCCUCCACUCUCCGUCAGCUGGAGGUCAGGCUGAGGGAGGCAGACCUGGUGUCCUUGAAGAGACUGCUCCUGGUGCAGAUCCUCCACAGCUCUUCAGAUUGGAGCCAGAGCAAUACCCCCAGUGAGGACACGCCCCAAGAGGCUUCUGAAGACUUGUGCGUGCUGGGAGCAGAGAUUGACCUGCAGCAGGUGGACAACAGUGUGUUUGCCCUGGAGACUGUGCUCAAGAACUGGCUACAUGAGCAGGGAGGAGACCGAGAGCACCUGCACCUGCUGCUGCCCAGCCCCACGGGCACUCCAGUGUGUGUGAAGUGUGACAUGCAGGAGCGCCUCAUUAGCCCCGCCCUCCUCCCCCUGAGCACAAACCUCAGGGUGAAGACAGAAACCACCCGUGACUUCCUCCCUGGCAAGAGCUCAGCCAAUCAGAGCGCAGCCCCUCAGAAACUCAAGGCCAUCAGGGCGCUGCGUGCUGAUGGCCUGUGUGAGAGUCUGCUGUACGGGCUGCCUCUCCUCCUGCGACCCUCCCUCUCCUGGAGCCUGGACUGGGACUACCUGGAGACCAACCACAACCUGUUUCACGCCCUGGGACACGCUCUCAGGAGCCGAGGCCUGUUCCUCCUGCUACAGACUGACUCAUCCCACAAGUCUGCACCUGGAACAGCUACAGGUGUGUUCUCUCACUACGUGCUCCAGCCCUCCCCCUCCCUGUCUCUGCUGCUGAAGCCUGUGGUCUCCAGAGAGCUGCUCCUGCCCUGCUCCAUGGGCCCCAGCAGCAAGGAGCCCUGUCCCGAGGCUCACAGGACAGUGCAGGCGUGUCUCGGUCAGUUGGAGGAGGAGUUUGUGUUCAACCCUCUGCUCCUCAACAGUAACCUGUACCUCCAUCUGCAGAGCCGCCGCCUGCACUCCCACUCCAGAUACCCAUACAAGGCUGCACCUGAAAACCCCAGCCAGCCACUAGAGGGCAGCAAAAGCACAGGCAGCAGACAGCACAGACAGGGCCGACAGUCUGCAGCCAGCAGUAAGGCGAGGGCCAGCGUAGCUCCUCUACACCCCUCCUCCGCCCUGAGAGCAUCCUCCCGUCCCGCUCUCACCCUCCUCAGCAGCGGCAGCCGGGGGCCCGACCGCACGACUCUGGCCCCUUGCGUGAGCUUGAUGACGGACGUGAAUGGAGAGACAGACCUAGACCCAGAUGUGGACAUCCUGUGA
Molecule: messenger RNA, 1811 nt
Organism: Boleophthalmus pectinirostris (great blue-spotted mudskipper)
Lineage: Eukaryota; Metazoa; Chordata; Actinopteri; Gobiiformes; Gobiidae
Gene: m1ap
Product: meiosis 1 associated protein
Exons: 12
Coding region: 117-1811 (564 amino acids)
Biological process (GO): spermatogenesis; male meiosis chromosome separation; meiosis I
Source: RefSeq, a predicted model, not a curated record